Piliocolobus tephrosceles (Ugandan red Colobus) is the source of this 2458-nucleotide messenger RNA. Its product is annotated as fatty acid hydroxylase domain-containing protein 2. Gene Ontology annotation, biological process: lipid biosynthetic process. Gene Ontology annotation, molecular function: oxidoreductase activity; iron ion binding. The transcript is spliced from 4 exons. The annotation marks the transcript as partial. The record is from RefSeq and is a predicted model, not a curated record. Lineage: Eukaryota; Metazoa; Chordata; Mammalia; Primates; Cercopithecidae.
GUGGAUCCUGUGAAACUGCGCCAGUCUAUCCGCACAGUUCUUUUCAACCAGUGCAUGGUAUCUUUCCCCAUGGUGGUCUUCCUCUAUCCCUUCCUCAAAUGGUGGGGAGACCCCUGCCGCCGUGAGCUACCCACCUUCCACUGGUUCCUCCUGGAGCUGGCCAUCUUCACGCUGAUCGAGGAAGUCUUGUUCUACUAUUCACACCGGCUCCUUCACCACCCAACAUUCUACAAGAAAAUCCACAAGAAACACCAUGAGUGGACAGCUCCCAUUGGCGUGAUCUCUCUCUAUGCCCAUCCUAUAGAGCAUGUGGUCUCCAACAUGCUACCUGCGAUAGUGGGCCCAUUAGUAAUGGGCUCCCACUUGUCCUCCAUCACCGUGUGGUUUUCCUUGGCCCUCAUCAUCACCACCAUCUCCCACUGUGGCUACCACCUUCCCUUCCUGCCUUCGCCUGAAUUCCACGACUACCACCAUCUCAAGUUCAACCAGUGCUAUGGUGUGCUGGGUGUGCUGGACCACCUCCAUGGGACUGACACCAUGUUCAAGCAGACCAAGGCCUACGAGAGACAUGUCCUCCUGCUGGGCUUCACUCCGCUCUCUGAGAGCAUCCCAGACUCCCCAAAGAGGAUGGAGUGAGAGAGGGCCCAAGUGUCAUCCUGGCUGUCCCUCAGCCAUGGGAUACAGAUGCGGCUUCCUGAUUGCUCCUAACAAUUUGCCUCCUUUGGCCACACUCCCAAAUGAUGGUGCCACCAGGGUAGAGGGAAGGUGGGCUUCCCAGAAAAGCAGGGCUAAGGAUGAGGCUUUCUCCAAACUACUGCCCUUGAUGUCCCUCAAUGGGAUCAGGAGUUAGCUUAAGAAAAAGGAAAACACAGCUCCCCAGACUGGAGGCUGGUCAGAGGGAGGAGACCCCUGGUCCUCUGCUGUGGAAGGAGAGGGGUUCAGCCCCAGAUAGCUCCUUUGUGGCCUGGGCAGGAUGCAGAGAAUGACAAAGCUGAAAGGAGGGGGACUGGAGGCCGCCUGGCUCCAGGGAGAGCUUCUUCUGGGACCAGGGGGUGGGAGGGCCAGGUAUUGCUUUGCCCCUUCCUGCCCCAAAAGGCUUUCACAUACCCUACCUCAGGCGAGAGCCAAGACACCCUGGCAAACCACUAUAGGUCUCAGUUCAUGACAUACCAGAUGCCAGUCGCCACUUCACCCAACACACACACAAACAUACACACACCAAACACUAAGUGAGUGGUACAGGCCCCAUUUUCACUCUGGCACACUGCAAACAAAAGGUCUCCCUCCCUCCCUCUGUGGGCGGGGGGGGGCGGGAUUCCAGGAGCUCCUCCCUGGAUUAAAAACAAAGAGGUACAGACCAAACUUUAACACCUUUAGCCUUAUGUGGAAACCAAAAACCAACUGCUGAGAAGCUGUGAAAAUCCUUUUUACCCACAAGGGGAAGGAUCAAAAUUGCUGCCCUUUGGGGACACCCGAGACCCCUAAUUAGCCCAUCUGAAUGAGGACCAGAGGUUAGAACCCUUUUUCUCCCCAAAGAAAGAGCCUGGAAAAACAUGGCGGAGCAAAGGGCAAAAUCCUUUCUGCCCCGAAUGCUUUACCACUUUCUCAGCAACAUUUAUUCAAAAUGAUUUUUACCAGGAACCUUGUCAAAAGCAAAACCACAGCUGCUUGGGUUGAAGUCCCCAUCCUGGCCUCCCCUCAGCCGCCAGACAUGGCCAGGAACCCUGUGGUUCCCAAGAACAAUUUAAAGAUCACUCUUUGAUUUGAAAGACCACCAUUAUUUUACUAAAUUCUUAUAUAUAUUUGCACCUUUUCCAACUUUCAGUUCUCUUAAGAAAAACAUCCACUGUAGCUUUAUGAAAUACUUUAUUAUCAGAUAGGGCCAAGUAUCCAGGCAGGACUAUCAAAAUGAACUCCUCCUUCCUAUCAGCUCUAGAACCCCAGAGGCCUUGCCCAAUAGACCAGCUGAGCACUUACCAGGCAGCAUCUCCCUGGCUUUCCCGUCUCGCCUGCCUGUCUCUGGCCUUGGUGGACCUGGCUCCCUCCCUAGGCGGCUUGUGCCCUCAGCUUGAAUACAGCUCCUGGUGCAUCAAAGCUGUAAGUUCUCAGCUGCUGGCCUGCACCCAUCACCUCUUCCUACAAAUAAACAUUUGGAAAAAAGUCCAUCUUCAGUAUGCUUAAAGAGAAGGGUAGGAGAUAGAGAAAGAACAGAUAUGCUUUUUUUCCCCUUUAAGGCCUUUAGAUUUUGAGGUACUGUAAGGGGCCUAGAAGGACAAAAGGCUGUCAUUCCCUCUUCCUUUUGGCAGGCAGGUGAUCAGUCCUUGGCAGAAGGGCCCAGCCCUGUCCUUUUCUGUAUGAAACAGAAUCCUUGAGGUUGGUAUACAAGGCUGAAAAAAGGCCUUAAAUUCCCAGUAAAGAACGUGAAAGCAAGCAUGUAAAAUAAACUGGUCUUCAUGAA